Messenger RNA from Nezara viridula (southern green stink bug), 1590 nucleotides. The record is from the annotation of a GenBank genome assembly. Lineage: Eukaryota; Metazoa; Arthropoda; Insecta; Hemiptera; Pentatomidae.
AUGGCUGCCAGGAUACUCUACGGUGGUGACCUGCGUCUCCCCGACAUUCCUCUCAUGCAGGAAGUCAUCGAAUCCUGGAAGAAGCAUGGGGAUCGAAUCUACUUGGAUGACGCUAAGACCAAGAAGCAGUCUACCUUCCGCCAAGUAUUAGACAACGCCGGUGCUAUAAGCUCCACGAUUCGUAAUCUCGGCCAGGGUCCAGAAAAGAUAGUGAUGAUCGUCAGCGACUGCACAGUCGAAUCUUUAACUACAAACUUUGGCAUCUGGCUAUCAGGAGCAGCUACGUCGCCUAUCAACCCGAAUCUUCCAAUAGAAGAGAUCCUGUACUUCUUCAAAACCUGCAGUAGCGAGGUUGUCUUCUGCGGAGAAGACUACCUUCAGAAAGUACAAGAAGUAGUGUCGCGAUUGGACUGGAGUGUUACCAUCAUAUGCCCGAGCAGGCAAGAUGGAGUCCUCGACUAUUACAAGUGUCUGGAAGAAGGGAACAGUGCCGAAGGCACGUUGCUGGAAGGAUGGUGGACUGGAAAAGAUCAUGCUUUAUGCAUCUUGUUCACUAGCGGAACCACUGGUUCACCCAAAGGCGUUGUAGUCAGGGACGAAGCUCUUACAACGAAUAGACAUCUUGGAAUCUGGAAAGACACUUGGACAGAUAGUUCGAUAAUUCUGCUGACAACUCCCGUGUAUUGGAUCUCCAACACGUGGAUGAGUGUAUUCUCCUCCUGCACCGGGUGCAAGUUAGUGAUUGCCAGUCGGAUGUCUGUCAAGCAGAUAAUGGAGACAAUAACGGAGUACAAGCCCACUGAAUGGUUUACCGGUCCAGCCAUCCUGAUAGACAUCUGCAAGGAAGAAGAUGCCGACAAGUACGACUUCUCAUCUUUCGAUACCAUAUCUAUUGGUGGAUCCAUCCUCCUGCCCGAACAUCGGAAGAUGAUCACCGAAAAGAUGACGUGCAACAAGCACAUCGUCAAGAGUAUGUGCGGUAGCACUGAAACGGGAUUAGUGACCUUUGAACGUGUAACCCCUGACCUCGAUUCGCCCAAGUUAGCCAGUAUAGGAAAAGUGGCUACUGGUGUAACAAUGAAGGUGGUGGAUACGGAAACUGGAAAAAUACAGCCACCGUACGCUGUAGGAGAGAUCUGCGUCAAAUCAGACGGCGUGCUAAAGCGAUAUAUCAACAAGGAAUUCACGGAAGAUGAUCUGGACAAAGAUGGCUUCUGGCACUUAGGAGACCUCGCCUAUUACGAUGAUGACGAAUACCUCUUCUACAAUUCCAGGCUCAAAGAUGUGAUGAAGUACAAGGGUCAACAGAUCGCUCCAGCUGAACUAGAAAGCAUCCUCCUGAAGCAUCCUGAUGUCCUGGAGUGUUGCGUGGUUGGAAAGACGUGUAUCGAACAAGGAGGAGAACUUCCUACAGCUUUCAUCAUCAAGAAGCCUGGUUCUAAUCUUUCAGAAGAAGAACUUCACACCUUUAUCUCAGAUAAAGUUAUCGAUGAGAAGAAACUUCGAGGUGGAAUCUUCUUCGUAGAUAGCAUCCCGAAGAGUCCAGUUGGUAAAGUCCUGCGAUAUGAACUAAAAAAACGACUUACUUAA